Molecule: messenger RNA, 1077 nt
Organism: Striga hermonthica
Lineage: Eukaryota; Viridiplantae; Streptophyta; Magnoliopsida; Lamiales; Orobanchaceae
Source: the annotation of a GenBank genome assembly
AUGGAGCUCUGUGGAGCUACCUCAAUUUCUUGGACAACCUCCAUGUCCUCCUCUCACUUUUACCGCUUUCACGAAAGCUUAACGGUACGACGGAGAUUUAAGAGGAUUAGAACUCUCUGUGUUAGUAGCGGAAACGACGCAGCAGACCCUCAGAAGGCAAAUGAGAUGAUUGUUUCUAUAACUGGAGCCACAGGUUUUAUAGGUAAAAGAUUGGUUCAAAGAUUGCAUGCAGAUAAUCAUAUUGUGCGGGUCUUGACACGAUCUAGGUCAAAAGCGCAGUCAAUUUUUCCGGUUACGGAGUACCCUGGUAUUGUAAUCGCAGAGGAGUCAGACUGGAAAAAUUGCAUUCAAGGAUCAACUGCUGUAGUGAAUCUGGCUGGAUUGCCGAUAAGCUCGAGAUGGUCUUCCGAGAUCAAGAAAGAAAUCAAGGAAAGCAGGAUUAGAGCAACUUCUAAGGUUGUAGAUUUAAUCAACGGCUCACAAGGUGAACUUCGCCCCAAGGUUCUGAUUAGUGCAACAGCCGUUGGAUAUUAUGGAACUAGCGAAACACGAGUUUUUGAUGAGCAAAGUCCGUCAGGAAACGAUUACUUGGCAGAGGUUUGUCGAGAAUGGGAAAGCACUGCACUAAGAGUCGAUAAAGAUGUGAGGCUAACACUUAUUCGAAUUGGCGUUGUACUCGGAAAAGAUGGUGGUGCUCUAGCUAAGAUGAUACCUCUUUUCAUGAUGUUUGCCGGGGGACCUUUGGGCUCUGGAAAGCAAUGGUUUUCUUGGAUUCAUGUUGAUGACCUAGUAAGCUUGAUCUCUGAAGCUCUGAGAAAUCCCUCGUAUAAAGGUGUUAUAAACGGGACAGCGCCAAAUCCUGUUCGACUAUCAGAAAUGUGUGAUCAUUUGGGGUCCGUUUUGGGACGGCCCUCAUGGCUCCCUGUACCUGACAUUGCUCUUAAAGCCGUUCUUGGAGAAGGUGCUUGUGUGGUCCUUGACGGGCAAAAAGUCCUUCCAACCAAGGCCAAGAAACUCGGUUUCUCAUUCAAGUAUCCUUACGUAAAAGAUGCUCUUCGAUCGAUCGUGCCUUCGUGA